Messenger RNA from Chiloscyllium plagiosum (whitespotted bambooshark), 1275 nucleotides. RefSeq names its product heat shock 70 kDa protein 1A-like. Gene Ontology annotation, molecular function: ATP binding; ATP-dependent protein folding chaperone. The record is from RefSeq and is a predicted model, not a curated record. NCBI's taxonomy places the organism in Eukaryota, Metazoa, Chordata, Chondrichthyes, Orectolobiformes, Hemiscylliidae.
AUGGUGCAGGAUGCGGAAAAGUACAAGCAUGAGGAUGAUGCCCAGCGGGAAAGGAUCGGAGCCAAGAACAGUCUAGAGUCCUACGCCUUCAACAUGAAGAGCACAGUGGAGGAUGAGAAUGUGAAAACUAAGAUCAGUGAGGGAGACCGGAAGAAAAUUCUUGAACAAUGUAACCAGGCAAUCCUGUGGCUGGAGAACAACCAGAUGGCAGACAAGGAGGAGUUUGAGUACCAGCUGAAAGAACUGGAAAAUCUUUGCCGUCCCAUCAUUGCCAACUUGUACCAAGGAGGAGCAGCAGCAGCAGGGGGUUCUUGCAGAGCCCAGGCUGGAUGUGCCACUUCCACAGGACCAACAGUGGAGGAGAUGGAUUAAAGGACUAGAAAGUCAGAGCCUCCGCAAUCCAGGACUGAACUUUAGACUGGGACUUGGUCAGCACCACGAUCUCUCUCUUUCAGUGACAGGGAGAGGAGAGGGUUGCUGCAGAAAUUACUGCCAGCUGUAACAGUUACGAUGUCACUGAUCUUGGAGCCUGUUGACAUUUUGUAAUAUGUUUGUCAAUGUGGUGAAUUAAUUUUUUGAAUACUCUGGAAGAACAUAAUCUUGUUAUAUUUGAUUUAUAUAGGGGAUAAUUCUUAAUGUACAGAAAAAUAUUUAUUUUUGUUUACAAAUUCACUUUUUUUUUAAAAAAAUAAAUGUUCUUAUUGAUUUCUGCAUGUUUCUUUCUGAGGUGUAUGAUUUGACACACAUACUGUGAAUGAUUUUUCUUUGUUUUCCUACUGCAAAGCAUUUCUGACACAUUUUUGCACCAGCACUGAGUUAUUUUUACUCCAGAUUACGAAACAUAGAACAGUACAGCACAGAAACAGGCCUUUCGACCCAUGAUGUAGCGUCGUCCACGGCUCCAAGUUAAACUCAUCCCUUCUGCCUGGCAAUCCCCCUGGUCUAUCUGCCUCCAUUGCAUGUUUAUUCCUGUGCUGAUCUAAAAGCCCAUUAAAAGUCACUAUGGUGUCUACCUCCUGCACUACCCCAGGCUGCCCAUUCCAGGCACCUCGCCUUAGCGUAAAUACAUGCCUUCCAGUAUUAGACAUAUCUGGGGAAGAAGUGUUAUCUGUCAAUCCUAUUUAUGUUUCUCCUCUAUUUCUGUUGCUCCAGAGAAAACCACCCUAGUCUAUCCAGCAUCUCCUUAUAGCUCAUACUCUCUAAUCCAGGUAGCGUCCUGGUAACCAUCUGCUGAACCCUCUUCAAAGUCUCCACAUUUUUUCUGUCGUGUCACAA